This is a messenger RNA of Lotus japonicus, 735 nucleotides long. Its product is annotated as V-type proton ATPase subunit G-like. The transcript is spliced from 4 exons. Lineage: Eukaryota; Viridiplantae; Streptophyta; Magnoliopsida; Fabales; Fabaceae. The record is from RefSeq and is a predicted model, not a curated record. Gene Ontology annotation, molecular function: proton-transporting ATPase activity, rotational mechanism. Gene Ontology annotation, cellular component: vacuolar proton-transporting V-type ATPase complex. Bases 162 to 494 code for a protein of 110 amino acids. Gene Ontology annotation, biological process: proton transmembrane transport.
UACCUGGCCUGUCUCUAUUGGGUUAAAAGAUUUAAGAACCAAACCAAAACAUCUGAUCAAGUCUCCGGUUCAGUCUUUGGUUUGACAAGAGUAGCAGCGAAGAAGUGUUAUUGAUCUCUCUGUCUCUCCUAUUUCCUCUCAAUCUAUCAAUUCCCGACAGAAUGGCAUCCAAUAGAGGUCAAGGUGGAAUUCAACAGUUGUUGGCUGCUGAACAAGAAGCACAACGGAUUGUGAAUGCUGCAAAAAAUGAAAAAUUGGCUAGGUUGAAACAGGCUAAGGAAGAGGCUGACAAGGAGAUUGCUGAAUACCGAGCUAAGCUAGAGCUUGAGUUUCAAAAGAAAGUUUCAGAUAGUAGCGGAGAUUCCGGAGCUAAUGUGAAGCGGCUUGAGCAAGAGACUCAAGCGAAAAUCCAGCACCUGCAAACCGAGGCUGCAAGAAUAUCGGAUGAUGUUGUCGCUAUGCUCCUUAAGUAUGUAACAACUGUGAAAAAUUAGGACCCUUUGAUGAUUGUUGGUGAUGUGAACGACUCCUAAGUGACAUGGAAUAUUAUUAUCCUGAGUUUAUUUUUUACUCGAGAUAUUAUGGUGGGGAUAAGAUUAUUGUGUUUGUACCUUGCUGCUAUGUAUUCAAAUAAGUAAUUUUAAGUUUGUUAAAAUAAGCAGUUAAUUAUUCAAAGACAUUUGUAUUUGUGUUACCUUUUAACAAAUAUGAGGAUUCGUUUUGGUUGUUCGUGUA